Esox lucius (northern pike) is the source of this 4248-nucleotide messenger RNA. It is a transcript of the gene sstr2a, whose product is annotated as somatostatin receptor 2a. The transcript is spliced from 3 exons. Gene Ontology annotation, cellular component: membrane; neuron projection. Lineage: Eukaryota; Metazoa; Chordata; Actinopteri; Esociformes; Esocidae. The coding region runs from base 618 to 1760 and encodes 380 amino acids. Gene Ontology annotation, molecular function: somatostatin receptor activity; neuropeptide binding. The record is from RefSeq and is a predicted model, not a curated record. Gene Ontology annotation, biological process: cellular response to glucocorticoid stimulus; neuropeptide signaling pathway; cellular response to estradiol stimulus.
AGGACAGGAGGAAGGCUGGUCUGAGAGCAAAACGGAUCGGCAGCUCCAUCUGCAUGCAGCGACCAAACCUGCAGCAAACGCGCAUUCACCCAGUCAUCAAAUUCUAAGCAGCAGUCAGUGCGUCGCUGUACAACCUGCGAAAUAGACUGAGCUCUCCUUUGCGCUUCAGACCUCCUGCCAGCACAGAUUUCACAAUUGCUCUGGACACGGAUUCAUCGACUUUUUGGCUGCUUUUGUAUUUAGAACUGAUUUGCACAAUUGUUUUUUCUCAGUAAGGUAUUUUGAAGAAACUGUAAUAUAAGGCUAUACCGUAAACUAUAACAUAUUUCAGUCAUUAGACAUAACUGUACAUAAGUGGUGACGACUGUUACCACUUUGGUGCACGCGAUACCCCUGUGCGUGAACAGGUGUAUUAUAGUUUAAUUGCCUGCACGGGGUAGAAUGUUGCCUUUCCAUGGAUUUUCACUGAUGCCCAAAAGUGGAAGUCGGAAUACUCAAGGCUGAUAUGUUACGGUGUCAAAAUGGAUGUAAAGUUUCCCAAUAAAGGUGGAAUGUGACACUAGUGUAUCCUUACUCCAUCCUGGAACACACCUAACCAAGCUCUCCUCCCUGGAACUAUGGAUGCCUGGCCUCUCCUCCCGUCGCCCCCCAACCUUUCCCUGGCAGAUUCCCUGUACUACGACAGCUACUUCCCAGGGAACGAAUCUGACCUGGGUUCCCGGAACGACACUCCGGAUGAGAUCCAUCACGGCUUUGACAAGACCAGCUCUGUGGUCAUCACCUUCAUCUACUUCACAGUCUGCGCCGUGGGGCUGACCGGAAACGCCUUGGUGAUCUACGUCAUCCUCCGCUACGCCAAGAUGAAGACAGUCACUAACAUCUACAUUCUGAACCUGGCCGUGGCGGACGUCCUCUGCAUGCUGAGUCUGCCGUUCAUUGCCGUCCAGCUGGCCCUGGUCCGUUGGCCCUUUGGCUCGGUGCUCUGUCGCCUGGUCAUGACUGCGGACUCUCUGAACCAGUUCACCAGCAUCUUCUGCCUCACAGUCAUGAGCAUUGACCGCUACCUGGCUGUGGUCCACCCCAUAAAGUCCACUAAGUGGCGGAAGCCGCGCGUGGCUAAGAUCAUCAAUCUGACCGUGUGGGGAGUGUCACUGCUGGUCAACCUACCAAUUAUGAUCUUCAGUGGUCUGACGCCCAAUAGGAACCAUGCGUGGGUGUGCACUAUAGUUUGGCCGGAGCCACAGGAAGCCUAUCGGACGGCGUUCAUGUUCUACACCUUCUUCCUGGGCUUCUUCCUGCCGCUCACUGUGAUCUGCCUCUGUUAUCUGCUCAUCAUCAUCAAGGUGAAGUCGUCGGGCAUGCGUGUGGGCUCCACGAAGCGGAAGCGCUCAGAAAGGAAGGUGACCAGGAUGGUGUCCUUCGUAGUGGCCAUGUUCGUCCUCUGUUGGCUGCCCUUCUACGUGUUCAACGUCACGUCCGUGAUUGGCACCAUCAAGACCACGUCCGUCCUCAAGAGCACCUUCGAGUUCGUGGUGGUGCUGGGCUACGCCAACAGCUGCGCCAACCCCAUCCUGUACGCCUUCCUGUCGGACAACUUCAAGAAGAGCUUCCAGAACGUCCUGUGCUUGAAGAGGGUGUCAGGGCUGGACGAAGUGGAGCGCAGCGAAAGUCGCAUGGACCGGACCCGUACGGUCAACGACGCCACGGCGGAAACACACAACGCCGCACUGCUCAAUGGCGAGCUACAGACCAGUAUCUGAGCCUUUUCAGGGUGUUUGAGGAACUGUGUGUGUGUGUGUGUGUGUGAGGCUUUCUUUGUUUGUGUAGGUGUCAACUCACCCCCAGUAAUAACUAUUCUGAGGUUGCAUUGGAGCUCCUUGACUGUUUCUUCUCUCUGAGCAGAUGGAUAGUUUUAUGCCCACUAGACGGGUGUGUGAAAACGUUAGAUGAAUUACUCAGACUCUUCUUUAAUCUCCAAGACAGUGGUUGAAACACCCAGGAGAGCAAUACUGUCAGUUACAUCACACCUGUCAAGAACCGUGUCAGAAAACAGAGAAAAUGAUUGAACUGCAGAAGAGGAAAUGAUGUCUCUCUGUUAUAUUAAUACUGAUUGAUUUGUAUGAUGUUGAGAGCCGGAUAGGAGAAAGAACAAUUCUAAUUUAAAAAAACUGCUUGUUUAUUGAUGAGCAAGAAGUCAGUCGCCUAGUCAGUUGACUGAACCUGGAGAACUUUGGAAUGUGCAGUACAACCACGAUCACUGACCUGAAAAAGAUUGCCUUCGUAAAGAUUCACACUUGAUGUUGGUUUUGUACAUAGACAUGGUUAUCUGUGAUGCUUUCUGUGUGUUUGAUACACUUGUGAACCCCAGUUUAGCUUAGAUCACACAACUUGGUUCCUGUCUGUUCAAACAUUCAUCUGUAGACAGUCAUUACUUCUUGAUUUAAAUUGGUUGUUGUCUUUAGAUUCUAGCACGGCCAAUUGCGGGGAGAGUACGAGAGCUUGUGUGUGAAUGAUAUAGUGGAGUGAUGGCAGCGAUGAGAAUUUGCUUAGUAUAUGUGCAUUGUUCUUUGAACUACUGUGCCAUUUACCAUGAUAUAUAUCUCCAUCAUGUCAGAGAUAUAUUUGCACCGACUGUUUUUGAACCCAAGCUUGGGGGAAAUUGUCUAUUACUCCCAAACAGUGUCAGAUUGCAUCACAUCCUAUCACUAUCAAAGGAUUGUCUUGGAAUGACGCAGUUGGGGAACCUUUCACCUAGCACACACAACAGCAAAUGCACACACACCCACACACACACACAUACACAAACACAAAGCUUCCAAACACAGCAUGUUAAUAUAGAGGUUCUUAACUGAUAUGACAUUUUCCCUUCUGCUGUCAGCACUAGUCAGCGAUAUAGCAUGCCCCCAGCAUAACCGAGCUGUGGAGGACCCAAGGUUGUUCAUUCUCAACAGAAUGUGUUGAGUUCUGUCUCAGUGGACAAUGCUGCCUGACGCGGUGACACCUAGCCAAAGGAGUUAGGGAGGGAACUGUGGCUGCCAUGUUGUGGUUGGUAGAGAGAUGGGUGUACUGCCCUACCAGAGUCCAAGGGCAACAGCGUUAUCUCUACAAACGUGUGUGCAGACUGAGAAUCCAUGAUUCUGUGUGUGUGUGUGUGUGUGUUUGUUUCAGAGUAUACCCUUACCUGUGUCCUAGCAUGCUUUUGUGUGCAUGCUUAGGUGUCUAUGUGUUUGUAGUAUAAAGUGUGCAGCCCCGUCUCCAUGCGGUGUCCAUUUAUAAAGGGCUAAGACGUGAUGAACAAGCCAUGGAUGAACUGUCUAUACGUCACUGGAUUACAAUCAUGUUCCUGUCCAUCACCCCACACAGCCACCUGGAGUCUGUGACACAUCGAGGACAACAGGUGAUGGUCGUGUUGAGGGAUUUAAUAGCUGUCUCACCUAAAAUGUAUCAACAUUUGAGGGAACAGAUGAGGAGAAGGAGAAGGGUCAAAUUAACUAGGAGGGCAGGUAUUAGAUAAAAGGUCUGACAGUGAGCACUGCUGUGUUGACCUCUGUGUCUGAGCAAUCUAUGUCUCUGCUUUCCGGCAGCUGGCAAACCGAAAGCACAGUCCAAGAUAUUGUUCAUGAUGAGUCAUCAUAAUUCAAUUAUUUUUACGUGUGAGUUCUCAGAUAGAUGACGUUUUAUUGGAAAGUAAUUAUAUUAUCAAAUAAUACAGGGCAGCAUGUGUGUGUGUGCGUUUGUGUGUGUGUGUGUGUGUAUAUUAAGCCCAAUCUCCACUUGUAGGAGCUGCUUGAUUUCACCAUUUUGGUUGCCUUGAGUUCAUAAGGUCAAGGCAACCAGCUAGGGUGAAACACUCUUAGGAAAAAAUGAGGUCAGUUGAACUAUAGAGAGUUCUUUGUUUUCUCCCGAUAGUGGGAGACUUUUUGGAGCUGGGCAAAACUCUUUGAAUGAGGCUUUUACGUACAACUCUCAAAGAACCCCCCAAUAAUUGUCCUGCCUAGAACCCACAGUUAAAGUGGGUUGUGGUAGAAGUCUCCUUCUUCUGUAUUGGUCUGUUCAUCAAAUACCACAAGUUCUGCACAUAGGAACAUUGCUAAAAUACAUCCAAUGGCGUUAUCAAUCGAGGACAACUGCAGCUACACACAAAAGGACCUGUAUGACUGGUAUAACACCGGAGCCUACACACAAAACAUGACAACAUGCAUUUUUCAGUACACAUUGUGAUGUAUUAAAAAAAACUGUUCCCAUGUU